GAGAGAGAGAGAGAGAGAGAGAGAGAGAGAGAACUAAAACGUGACGAGGCAGCCUAAGAGCUGUUAUGCAACCGCUGACCUACUAACACAUAUUUCUAGAAAGGGAGCCGGAGAAACUGGAGCAAAGGGUCCGGCAGCACACAACACACAGGCAGUCCGAGCCAAGAGACAGAAACAGCAUCCCGCAGACUCUCUGACUACCAUUACUGACCCGAGCACCGACAGGAGACGGAGACGAAAACUUUUCCGCUUUUUGGGAGGUUUCUUCUAAAGGCACAAGAAAAGGAGGAAACGGGAGCGAGACUGCUUUUGUGUCGGGGAAGCCUGAAUCUUUCCCCUCCUGCAGGACACGGAGAGUUAGUGGUCAGCAAACAGCAGCACUGAAGCCAGAUCCCCAGGGAGCACCGAAGUAGACGGACUGACCUACAUCCUCUGCAAGACACUGAGAGAAGCAGUGCAACAUCCUGACAGACAUCACCGCUCUGCUAAAGAUUGAGGGAGAUAAACUCGAAAUCACCUCCAACAGGACUCCUGAGGCGUUUACAGCUGAAAGACUCGUUGCUCAAAAUACAAACUUGCUUCUUUUUUCAGUUUCCUCGUUCAGAACACUAGUUCGAUGUCUGAGGUUUUUGUGGAGUUCCAACUCUUUUUAAUCUUCCUGGGUAAUAUGGACACUUGAACGUUUUGAUCUUGAAAAAUAAGUAACAAAUCAAUGAGGCUAUUUCUUCAAGAAGCACAAAUACCUCAAGAAGUGUUUGCAGAUCCUGCGACUUAAGUCAAAGUCCUCCGUAACAAAGCAGAAGGCUCGUAUAGUUUUACAUUUUUUCCCUUUCCCCCUUUUCCCUUUGCUAGAGUCCCACUCUGGCCCCCAGCUGGGAAAAAAUGGAAAGUCUGAGUCUACACCUAUCAUCCACCAGCAACAAAAAUGCCAUGGAGGUUGACACCUUCUCUUCCUACAGUGGCAGCAUCCGAUCCCCUUCUCCUGAGGGUGGAGCACGAAGCAGCCGCCAGUCUAAAGGUUCCAAGUCUAAUGCGAGCUGCCGUCGCAAGCGAGAGUUCAUUUCUGAUGAAAAGAAAGAUGCUUCCUAUUGGGAAAAACGGAGGAAGAACAAUGAAGCAGCCAAGCGCUCAAGGGAAAAGCGGCGCCUCAAUGACAUGGUGCUGGAGAACCGCGUCAUGGCGCUGAAUGAGGAGAAUGUUCGUAUAAAAACGGAGCUCCUUCAGCUCAAGUUGCGAUUUGGCCUCAUCAGCACGGCUACCUACAUGGAGAAAAGUCAGCAGAUCUCCAACAGUGCUGCUUGUGUCAACAGUAGUAGUGGAAGCACCAACGGCACCCCAAACGCCUACCUCUCAAGCAGCGGCUACUCCAGUGCAUCCCAGGUGAUGCUGAAUUCAGACUCGUCUGAAACUGAACAGUCGAGCCACCAUGGCGCGCUCCACCAGUACUCCCCCCGGGGCUCCAUCUCUGACUUGUCUGAUGCCUCCUCCAGAGACAGCCCAGAACCAAUGGGCUACAACAUAAAGACAGAGCCCACAAGUAUGGGGAUGUCCGGACUGGAAAGCAACGCGAUGCCCAAUGGUAUAUCAAGUGGGGCUUACAAUGGCAACCACACUGCUCUGGUUUCUCCUCACCAGCAGAACGCCACGUUGGCUGAAAGUGCCAUGGACUACCAGCACCACCAACAGCCGCAGCAGUGCCACAUUGAGGCCUCCAGUCCUGCUCCUCAGGCCACCUCUGCGCAGAGGAGCGUCAUCUUGUACCGCUCCAGCAGCGGCUGUUACCCCAUGGAGACUCAGCGCCUGGAGGAGCAGCAGAACCGACCGCCGCAGCUCUCUUCCACCUCCAAGUUCCCCGACUGCUCAGUAACCAUCACAGAGGUCGCUGAGAAGCUAGAGAGGACAAAGACCAUGGACUCGCCUCAGUAUGAAUACACUGACAGUCAUGCUGAGUCGACAGAGGAGCUGCAACAAAGGUACAAUGCCAACGUGCAACAACAGCGUGAGAGCCAUCACUACAGCUACCAGGGGCAGGAGAGCAGUCUUCAGCAAAGCCUCCAGAACCCCUUUGCCCCCGAUCUGAUCCGCAACACUGAGGAAGGCAAGUCCUCCUUCCCACAGCACAACGGCUACCUCAACACACUGGACGAAGAGCCCCCGGUGCUCACAUAUGAGGGAGGCCCCCGAGCUGGUGGCUUCUACCAGGAGAACUCCUCCGCUAAAGACACGUCAUCCAGUGACGGGGACCCUCGUAGUUCUGACAAGGAGGCCUCCACAGAUGACGAGUCCCCCUCCUCGUCCUCCUCAGACAUCAGCAGUUACCAUCAGAAGGAGGCCAGAGCUGCCGGGUCGCACGGCGAGUAUCAAGCCGAGGUCAAAGCCACUGCCCUGCCCCACAAGCUCCGCCUCAAGUACAGAGCUCUGUCUAACGGGGUGGUAGGAGCGCACAUGGAGGGAACAGUCAGCACCUCCAUGUCGCCCUCUCCCACUUUGCCUCAGCACCCUUACUUAGCUCUGCCCAGCAACCCUCACAUCACCCAGGUCAAUGGGGAGAGCAAAGAGGUGGAGAAUGACACUGAGUAUGCGGAAGAGACCAGUUCUCUUAAUGAGAGGGCUGAGGCUAAAAAGGAGGGAGGGAAAAAGGGAUCCAGCAGCAGCAGCAGCAAGGGUGGGCGCAAUAAGAGGCGAGAUUAGGGACAAAUGGGAACUUUUUUUAACCUAUUUGUCGACUUCAACAGACAAUAAAAUAAUAACUCGCAUCGCUACCUUACAAGACGGAGAAGAAGCCGGUGAUCUGCGUGAGGUGCAGUUAGGAUGUGAUUUCACCAAGUUUCACUGUGUCACCUGUUCCUCUUCCCUUUACUCUCUCCCACCGAUCCCUCCGAUUAAAACGAUAGAUCACUUAAUGAGGGAGGGGACAGAAUGCAACUCUCCAGAUCUGGAGUCUGGGAUAUUUCCCCUGUGGAAAAAUUCUAACUUUAUUCAAUAUUGUAAACUGCCCUGGUGGCUGACCAGCGCUUAUUGUGGCAUUAUGGGAACAUUCCUUUGACCAAAGAAUUCACAUCCCUCCUUUAGCGUCGCCCUUUUUGGCAAAGAGUUACAUUCGCUCUCCCUCUGACAUUUGACACCUGUAACAUUUGAUCCUCCACCCUCUUACCAUCUUCACACACAAGUCUCCUUCUUUUCUGAAGCACUUAGAUUGUAUAUUACUGUGACAUAAAUUUGCAUAAAUGGAAAAUAUAUUUUAAGAAGAAAAAUGUGGCAAAAAUAAAAAGCAGUGGGAUGCUUAAGUCGUAGACUUAAUAGUGAUCGGUUUUGUUCUUGAUGAGACGCAUUGUACAGUCGCUCUUCGUCUAGAAAAUGCCUCAAAGAUUUCCUUUUAAUAUGAGCCACAACUUGUUUAACAUUUUUUUUAAAAAGAAGACAAAAAAAACUAAGGUACACAUUUUUUCAGAUUUAUGGAUCAGAUCCGGUGAUCUGAGCUCUUUCAAAUCAGUCGAGGCCAGCUAUUCGCAUAUCAGUCAAGGCUAUGCAGUCACACAUUGCUGUUUGCAAAACCUGACAAGCACAAGGCAAGCGUCGCCUGCCGGCCGUUCAAUGGAAGUCAAUACAUCUUCAUUUCCAGACAAAUAUUGUCUAAUAAAUGAAAUGGCUCUCGCAAAGCUGCUCUCUCUUCAUAAGGUGCCUCUUUAUUGUGUUGUCACUCGUCCCCACUUUGGCCAAUGUCUUAACGACCCCACUCACCUCCGCACUGAGUUGUUUUAGCUACAGUAGAUCAUCCAGUCUGUACAAGUUUAACUGUUUCACUUCCUGGUGCCUGCCUCUGGCCACUAUGUAUAAAUGUAAAGUCGUCUCUAUCUCUUGUAUACUGCUGUCAUUAUUUUAUUAUUAUUUUAUUAAUAUUGUUAUUUUCUAUUAUAUUCGGUUAUUAUUUUUUGGGCUAUUAUGUGUAUUUUUCUGUCAUCCUGUUGUGUCAUUUUGCUCUAUGCUCUUCCUGGUUGUGCUGUGUAUUUACCCAUGCUGCCCUUUUCCCCAGUUACCAUUUGUACUCUGUGUUACCGUAUAACCUUUGUUGUUUGCCAAAAGGCUUUCCAAAAAAUGGAUUUAAAAAAAAAGAAAAAUUGAAUAAGGCUUGUCCAGAAGUGAUUAUGUAUUGCUAUACUUAAUGUGGAUAUGCAAAAAUGGUUAAAAAAAACACACAUUUUUGAUUGUGAAAGAUUGAAAAUGGAGAAAAAAUUAAAGGUUGUUAAAUUAA
Cottoperca gobio is the source of this 4252-nucleotide messenger RNA. Its product is annotated as nuclear factor interleukin-3-regulated protein-like. The record is from RefSeq and is a predicted model, not a curated record. Bases 883 to 2691 code for a protein of 602 amino acids. Lineage: Eukaryota; Metazoa; Chordata; Actinopteri; Perciformes; Bovichtidae. The transcript is spliced from 2 exons. Gene Ontology annotation, molecular function: DNA binding; DNA-binding transcription factor activity. Gene Ontology annotation, cellular component: nucleus. Gene Ontology annotation, biological process: circadian rhythm; regulation of DNA-templated transcription.